AUGGCCUCCGCCUCAGAGCUCGCCUGCAUUUACUCAGCCCUCAUUUUGCAUGACGAUGAGGUGACCCUCACGGCCCUGGCCAAUGUCAACAUUGGGAGCCUCAUCUGCAAUGUAGGGGCUGGUGGACCUGCUCCAGCAGCUGGUGCUGCACCAGCAGGAGGUCCUGCCCCCUCCACUGCUGCUGCCCCUGCUGAGGAGAAGAAAGUGGAAGCAAAGAAAGAAUCUGAGGAAUCUGAUGAUGACAUGGGCUUUGGUCUUUUUGACUAA
Messenger RNA from Nycticebus coucang (slow loris), 267 nucleotides. Its product is annotated as 60S acidic ribosomal protein P1-like. Gene Ontology annotation, biological process: translational elongation; cytoplasmic translation. Gene Ontology annotation, cellular component: cytosolic large ribosomal subunit; ribosome. Gene Ontology annotation, molecular function: protein kinase activator activity; ribonucleoprotein complex binding; structural constituent of ribosome. The coding region runs from base 1 to 267 and encodes 88 amino acids. NCBI's taxonomy places the organism in Eukaryota, Metazoa, Chordata, Mammalia, Primates, Lorisidae. The transcript is spliced from 2 exons. The record is from RefSeq and is a predicted model, not a curated record.